Vollenhovia emeryi is the source of this 7615-nucleotide messenger RNA. RefSeq lists its product as uncharacterized. Gene Ontology annotation, biological process: actin filament organization; calcium-mediated signaling; neuron projection development. Gene Ontology annotation, molecular function: actin filament binding. The record is from RefSeq and is a predicted model, not a curated record. NCBI's taxonomy places the organism in Eukaryota, Metazoa, Arthropoda, Insecta, Hymenoptera, Formicidae. The coding region runs from base 711 to 6917 and encodes 2068 amino acids. Gene Ontology annotation, cellular component: postsynaptic density; actin cytoskeleton; cytoplasm. The transcript has 19 exons.
CCGAGCGCUCACUCAACAGUUGUAUCUGCUGAACGCGGCCAAUAGUCGACUAUGAUUGGUCAAUUCUAUGUCCAAUGAAAAUGCGUGGACCAUUGAAAAUGAGACACCCUGCACAUGUCGUCGGUGAUCCCAGGUUUAACGGCAACGAACGGACCGGGGAAAGUCCCUAGGUUAUGAACCGGCCAUCUUGCCUCGUCCCUCGCACGGUUGUCAAUGCGGUCGGGUUGGUCGGGCAGUGUCCGUCGGUGUCCGUCGGCUGGCUGGGGCAGUUGGCGCAAGUUCGCGAUAUGGAACGGCGCGUCGCGAAGCGGUGAUCGUUAAGCGUCGCGGAUCGGGAUCGACGACGCGCCGGAGCUCGCCGCCUGGCGGACAUGGCGGACGUGGCUGUGCAUUAACGUCAACGCAGACACCUUACCCGCGUACUCCGUCGGCGUCAGCGUCCAUCCCGUCGUGUCGUGGCUGCGCCGUGUCGCGAGAACGGGACGCGAGGAACCGUAAACUGCCGAGGGCGCCGCAGAGCGGAAUCGUGUCAAGUCGUGCGGCUCGCCCGUCCAAGAGAUGCUCGCGCGCACAUGGUGACAUCGUCUUCCGGGUUACUGCAAUGAAGUAUAUCGAAUGUAUAUGAAUGACAAUGGGAUGAAACACUUAAAUGAUUAGCAUUUAUAUAUAAAUAUCACUACUUAUUGUCAGUCAUAGAACUUGUGCCAGACAUGGCAGCGAUAGAAGAGAAAAAGCGAGUGGGUGGUUCCAAGGUGUCGGCCAUCGCAAACAUUUUCCAAUCCAAGCCGCAACUGGACAACCUGAGUCACAGAACGAACAAUAUUCUUUCGGAUGGAUUUAAGGAGCCAGCCGUCCCGCUAAAGGAGUCUCCGACGCAAGUGACAGUAGUCAGAACUGAGAGCCAUGUGGCACGUUUCAACAAUGCGCGAGCCCUCUUUGAGAAACUUGGCGAGGAAAACAAAUCGACCAGACCAGUGGAGCGGGUCACAAAACCGAACAACUUGCACGGUCUCCGAUCUCGCUCCAGUUCCGCGAACUCGGGUUCCGGAUGCACUUCGCCCACGAGGUCACCCCGUCCUCACUCACCUUCUCCUCCGGGCAGCCGCGAGCACCUGAGUACGUGGAGCGCCAGCGUACCGGCUUUGAACGCGGAGCGGCACUUCGAGAACGGUCACUGCGUGCCGGAGCGACGUGCCGGCGCGGGCUUGAGUAAGGUCGAACGGACGGGCAAGGAGAACGAUCGUCCGGAGCGGCCGGAGAAGCCGGAACGCCGGCCGAAUUCGAAGGAGCUCAUCGAGAAGCAACGGAAUUGGACUAGCCACUUCUCCAAGGCUAGACCGAACCGCUAUAAUUCCGAUCCGAAUCGCCCGCUGGUUCAAACUUCCCUGAACUCUCAGAAUGCGCAAAGUCAGGCGCAGCAGUCGUCGUCGUUCGUUGACGCGUGCCAGAGCUCGACGAGCGCGGCAGUUAGCGACUCUGCCAGUCCAGCUACCAGAUCGGCAAGCUUCUGCUCGGCACGCUCACCUCCACCACCACCUCCGCCUGUCAGGAACUCGUCCGCGGCUAACAGGAGGGAACGACCGGCGAGUAUCGCCGCCGCCAGUCCGUCUGAACUGCUGGAGAGCCCGGAGUACGCAACGGUGGAGAGGUUUGACGACGUCUCGCCGACGAUUCCAGAGUACGCCGUUGUGCAGAAGAAGAAACCUCAAAACACUCCGAAAGAGAGCAAAAGCGCUGGCGCCGAUAAGACUCAGGACGACUCGCUGCCAGAGUACGCCGUUGUUCAGAAAAAUACUUCAAAAGCGGCUCUGAGGUCGGCGGAGAAUUCCAAAGAGACUUCCAAGACGCAGAAUUUGAAGAGCGCAGCUAGCACCGAGGCAGUUACGGCAAGCAAAAUCCCGAGUUCAAGGUCGAUGGAAGCUGCCAAGGAUGUCUCUAAAUCCACUGUGCAGAGUUUGACAAGCUCCGCGACCGCCGAACCAAUUCUAGGAAGCAAAAUCACAGUUUCAAAAUCAAUGGAAGAUACCAAGGAGGUUUCUAAGGCCACUACGCAGACUGUGAAAGGCCCGCCAGUUGUGGAGGUAGCUCCAGUAUGCAAAGAUGCAGCUUUGAGGUCAACAGAAAAUUUGAAAGAAACCUUGAAAAAUUCUACAUCUAUGGAAGACGCACCAACGUUCAAAGCUAUAGUUUCCAAACCAACGGAGUCUUCAAAGAAGGAGGCUGUGGAGGGAUCGAAAGACGUCACAAAAGGCUCAGCGACUCCAGAAUCGAAAACUGCCAUCGCAAACGAGUAUAGUGGCAUUCCCGAGCAGACGAAAGCAUCGCCUGCACCGCACUACGAGGAUUCUAGUAAAGUCCGAAGUGCUUCGAUGGACAAUAUCCUGACGAGGAGAGAGAGCGACUUGCUAGAAGCGCCGGAGUACUUUAACUGUCCUCCGAGCCCGAUUCACUCGCCAGCAAAGACUUCCGAGUGGAGGAACGAAUGGCUGGCAAAAAAUGACGAGAUUCUGAAGAGAACCGUGGACUUGAGAGAGUUGAAGACUUCGUCAAAGGAGGCUCUGGAGGGAGAGUUACGUAGCGAGGCGACCAGAUCGGACCCAAGGCCCGAUUGGGCCAGACCGAGCGCGAAGAGAAAAGAGAUUGGAGACGAUAAAAGAACCGAGAUACGAUCGCCGGAAUCUGAACUGGGUCUGCCCUCCGCAGGCACCGACAGUGCCUCAUCCAGCAUGAGUUCACCUAGUUCGCCCUCCAAGGAUAGCAAGGAGGAAAAAGCGGAGAAGGAGAUGUCGGAGAAGCAUCAGACAGGUCGCAACAGCUAUGACUUGGAAGCGGAGGACCAGGAUAAGCCAGCCACGUAUCAGAGCUGUGUCUCGGGCACGGAGAGCCUUUCCGAGAAGGAUCAGUUCAAGUUCAACGAGACGGACACUACCACGGUCAUUCGACGUUCUCACGUGCGUCUUGAUCUUCAGGCCGCGGGUCUAGGUCCACGUCCACCCUCUGUCAUCAGUUCUGACCAAGAGUAUCCGCCGCUAGAACAUAAGGAGAUCCCUGUGCCCUCGCCGUAUGCCAAGAAGUUACAGCAGAGCGAGGAAAUUGUUUCGCAAAGUAAUACCGAAUGCAAAACUCAAUCGAAACCAAACACAGAGGCGAAGAACUACGGCGGCACUACGGAAACGAUGAAAAUCAAUACCACGUCCGCGGAAGAUACGCUGGAGGCGAAAGUGAAGUCCAGCAGCGAUGGAGUGUGCCAGAAGACGGUCUCGAAUGCGAAGAAUGAUCAAAUCAAAAUCAGCGUAAGGGAGAAGAUUGCAAAGAACAGGGAGGAGGUCUCUGGCAAGCGCUCCAGUUUUGUCGAGACAGAAAGCAAGGAUAGUGUGGACAAAUCAGCCAUUCGUAGUCAGGAAAUUAAUAGCUUCGGGCUCAUUACGAAGGAGAGCAAAGACGAGGAGAAAUAUGUAACAGAGGUGGUGAAAUCUGAAGUCAGUAGGAAAGAGUGCAUUGCAGCGGUGAACAGUGUCCUGAGUAGGAAGCUGGAAAAGGAAGUGGACCAGCCGCAGACGACGUGGGAACAAGAGAAGCAGAAGGCUGAAUUAGCGAAACUCCGGUUAUCGGAGAACAAUAAUCAGGACUCUUCGCUGUCACCUAGCGCGCUUUCGCAAAGACAUUCCAACAAAAAAUCCGAGCACUCCACGUCGGAGAGCAGCCAGUAUGAGGACAGUGACUCCAGUGACACAAAGACCGUUACAAAUGUGGAAUGUGUAGCAAGGGAAAUGCAGAACAAUUCUGUUGGAAUUGCAGAGACAGCUUCGAAGAACAGUGUUAAUCAUAUCACUCCUGUUACGCCGGAUACCAUGACGCCAGACGAGGCUGAAAAUCUACUGAGCUCUCGCAUCUUAGAAAAGAAGAUUAGACAAGGUUCGGCGUUGCUAUCGGACGAGGAAGCGCAGGAGAUAGCGAGGCUGCUGUCUCCCACCGGUGCCAAUGACGCAAUAAUAGGUGAUGGGAUUUCUAAUGACAAGGAUAAGGAAGGACAGGACAGGGAUAGGGAGGACCAGGACAACACGCCCGACUGGCUGUCCGAUGUCCUGUCUGCUCCUGAUUCCAGUCUUAUCAAUAGUGCCACUCAUGAUUAUAGUUUGUCUCACAGAUCUCGCAGUGACCUGACAAUAGACUCGUUAACGGAAAGUCAAAUAGGAUCGGUCACAGGAAGUGAGAGCGGACUGUUAGGUUCAGUCAGCAGCUUAAACGACACCCACGAAACUAACGAUGACACCGAAACCGAGCAUCAGGACGAAUAUAUUCCAACACCAGGAAAGAUUGUACUCGUGGAGAAUGGCGUGCAUUACUUCGAGGACGGUCACUUUUGGAUGGAAGUGGCGGGGAUCCCAGAAUCCGACGAAGACGAUGACGACUAUCCGUCCACCGUGCCCAUCAAGAAGACCUCCAAAGUGUCCUUUGACACCGGUCCCAUGCGUGUUUAUUCCACGCAUUCUGUUAAUGAAUACGAUCGUCGUAAUGAGGAUGUCGACCCUGUGGCGGCCAGUGCAGAGUACGAGCUGGAAAAACGUGUCGAAAAAAUGGAGGUGUUUCCUGUCGAGCUGAUGAAGGGCCCGGAGGGUUUGGGCCUCAGCAUAAUCGGCAUGGGCGUGGGCGCAGACGCGGGUCUAGAAAAGUUGGGCAUCUUUGUGAAAACUAUCACGGAGAAAGGUGCGGCCGCGCGCGAGGGUCGGAUCCAGGUGAAUGAUCAGAUCGUCGAGGUUGACGGCAAGAGUUUAGUCGGCGUGACACAGGCGUAUGCCGCUAGCGUGCUGAGGAACACCUCCGGUCUCGUGCGAUUUGUCAUCGGCAGGGAGAGAGACCCCAAGAACUCGGAAGUGGCGAUGUUGAUUAGGCAGAGUCUCCAGGCGGAUAAAGAGAGGGAACUGGCGAACGCUGCCAAUAGAAAACUCAACUUCUCUGACGCUUCUCCCGAUGGCCAGCGAGGAAGCGAAGAUAUCUCCGUUGGCAGCGGAAUGAGCGGGAUUCCUGGUUCGCCAGCGAUGUCCUCUUGCUCGGAGGGGGAACCGGCACACAGUCCUAUCGAGAAUUACCUGUCGCCUUCUAGUCGCAGUCGAUCUCCGAUACUUAGCUCGUCGCAACACAAUACUACGCAGAGCGACGUAGACAGCCUGAGAUUGCUCUUGCAAGAGAGUCAGUAUAAACUCUCAUUAGCGGACGAGGAAGUGGAAAAGCUCAAGGCGAAGUUAGUAGAGCUGGAAAACAGCGGAGCGGGCAGCGAAGAAUAUGCGGCUAAACUGCGUGAAUCUGGAUUACGCCUUCACGAAUCGGAGAGAGCAUUGGGCUCCGCUCGUCAGGACCUGCUAACAGCCAGGGAGAUGCUGUCGCAGGCGACGGCGCAGAACGCAGCUCUGCAGCAGAAGUACGCCAGAGCCAGGAGAGCUGCCAGGGAACUACGCGCGGAUAUCGCAGCCAGGGACGAGUUCUAUCAACAAUUGUUGCAGGAAAAGGACACGGAAUACAAUGCGCUGGUAAAAAGUCUCAAGGAUAGGGUGAUCACACUAGAGGUGGAGCUGACGGAGACCCAGAGGCGAUUUGGUUUGCCAGUACGAUUACCGUACGAUAACACUACUACUAGGAUAGUAACACCACAGCUUUCUCGUAGACAACUGCCACCACCGCCUUCAUCAACUAGCUGCCAGCUUUCCGAUACAGAGACCUCCGACCUCAGUAGCCCGGAUGACGGUGAUAAGACUGCGACUGUGGAGAGGAAACUACCUCUACCGUUACCGGUAAAGGAAGAAUUAGAUCGUGCUGUACCAGCCCAUCGUCUGUUGGACAAUUCUGCUGGCAAGAGCAAGGCAGAGCUAGCCAGCAGAGGUGGCUUAGCCAAUCGUCAGUUGCCCAGGCGAUCUGGAGGCCUCAGCAACAGUAGUUCUGACUACGGAUUGGACGAGUCGGGCGACAACACGGAUGAUGAUUCCUCCUCAAAAAUGACUUCGCAAGACAGCAGCAGGUCGCCCAACGACUUAACAUCCAAGCAAUCCAAUCUGAGUUCCUAUUCCAGCACUUCAUCCAUCAGUUCACUUAAAGGAAAAUCGCACAUGGAUCCUAUACAUCCCACUGCGAUCCGCCAGCACAGCACCAUCAGCUCGCAAGUUAGAGCGAUGACCGAGCAAGGUUGGCAGCAAUCACAGAAAACUUUGACCGGACCUCCUGCGUCAUUGGCAGAACAGCUUAAGCAAGUUCUGGCCGAGCGAGAAAAGCGGCUGGGCGGAAACGACUCCUCGAGGGAGAGCUCUGGAGAUUUCAGUGAUCUCAACAAUCCUCAUAAUAACGAUCCAACUAUGGUUACGCAUCAUCUUGUGGAGGAGAUACGGCAGGCUGUUAACGAGGCUAAUCAGAGAGUGAAAAAGGUAGCGAUUCCUCCAUCAAAUUUGAUCGGUAGCGGAAGUGCUCCAUGGCAUCAUCCGGGAAGCUCUCCCUCAAGUUUGUCUUCCGGUGGUUCUGUGAGUCCUCCCGGUGUUGAUCCUAGUCCUUUAAAAGUCGGCGGCGUCGUAGAUUCGAGCACAGUUUGGUUGCCCGCUCACCUAAGCGACUUUGGUUUAGGUGACAAGAAGUCCCACUUCUGGCAGAAUGCGCCAGUCGCAGAUUGGUCCAAGGAACAAGUGUGCCAGUGGCUGACAGGAAUCGGUUUAGAACACUUUUCAUCUCAAUUUUUGGAUAACGGCAUUCAUGGAAAUAACCUGUUGCGUUUAGAGUCGAGAGAUUUGAAGACUUUAGGGGUUUACGGUGACGCUAAGGCUCAUCUGAAGCGCAAACUAAAGGAGUUAAGGGCGCAGGCUGAUCGUGAGCGCAAGGAGCGUAAAGAGAUCGAACGAAUGCGACGGAAAGCAGAGAAAGCCGCUCGGAAAAAAUAGCUUGCGGAUAAAUUAGAUGCAUUCGAUAUCAGUUAGACACCCCAGUAGGUUAAUGAAGAUUUUUUGGGCGCGAAGUGUACAGGGUAUCUCGAAAGAGGUAAGGAGGAAUUAAUGGAAAUUUUAUUCGAACUCUGUCGGAAAGCUGUCGAGAAUAUUCAUCGAGAAAAAUUGGGAAGCAAAUUUCCUGUGUGAAGAUUGGAAAGAAGUUUACCAAAGAAAUAAACGUUGGAACUGGAAAUGACGCCGUCCAUUUCAUACAGGGUGUCACCUAGAAAACUAUAAAUCCUUUUUAAAAUAGAAGUGUCACGUUCUUCAAGAUGAAAGAACUAUAUAAGCAUAAUCUGGAAAUUAUGCAUUCUUUAUAUGAUUGCCUCUUCGGGUCUUUUCCUCUCUUCUUUUAAUAUAUUCAAUUAAUUUCGAACAAUAAUAAAAAUUACGACAUAUUAAAUAAUUGUAUAUUCUAAUUGACAUUAUAAUUAUUUCAAAUAAUUCUUCAUGAUACUUGUGUGAAAUGAUAGUAUUAAAUCCAUGUGUAGUAUUAAUGGGAAAAAUUACCUAUGUGUAUUUAAUUAUGAUUAUGUGAUUUUUUUUAUUUGAAAUAAUUUAUAAUAACGAUCGAAUAGCGAUUCUUUAUAAGAAAACAUUUUAAUAUUAUUAGGAAUUAAUCUGAAUUGGAAGAAUUAUUGUUUUAAUAAUUA